AUGAAGACACCAAGAAAUACUCGUCAGCUUCUUGCUGCUCUUGUUCAAUCCGGUACCAAACAAUCAUGUUGUAAUUAUUCUACUUCGGCAAAAGCAGCCCCAGCAACAAAUGUUCUCCAACAGCAUCUUGCUUCUCAAACAAAAAUUAUGCAUAAGGCUCAAGACAAAUAUCUUGAAAGGGUUGUACAACAUCAAGUCGAUUUGAUGGAAGAUAGAAAUGGGGAUGAUGCUCAACACAACUGGAGUCUCGGUAAAGCACAAAUAUAUCCUCAAUUUGAUGCCUACCGUAAUGCUGAUGUUGAAACUUUGGUGAAAAAGUCUUUCGGACAAGUUGAUGGAGAGAAACAAUUCUUAAGAGUCAAACAAAUCAAUGAUAUCAAUGAUUAUCAAAAGCUUGUCAGUCAAGAAAACAAGCAAAUUUCAACUGGAUCAUACACUUCAAAAGAUGAAAAGUUCCAUAGACGUACUCAACGUGAAACUGGAUGGUAUUUAUCACACACACCAAAUUCAUUCACUCAGGACGGCGCUUUUGGUUCUUCCAAUCAACAUAGUUGUCUUAUUCGUGUCGUCACUGACAAUAGCGUCUCUGGAUUGUUUUUGAAGAAUAUGAUAUUACCAAUUAGAAAAACUGCCCCAUCUGCAUUUAGCUACGACUCUCUUAUUCUUCAUGCUCCAGGAUUCCAAUUUAUUCCACCUCAGGUUGUUGAGGAAUUCAGUGGACCAACACCAAAAGAUUUGGGACUUUCUAAUGAACACUUUGUGUUUGAAAACGACCAAACUAAUACUUCAGUAAUUGGUGGCCUAUUUUCUUCUUCAAUUCUAUUGGACAAUAUGGCUUACUUUGGUGCUAGAGCCAUUUUCUCAAAGACUUCUGCUGUUGUUUUACCUUCAGAUUCCAUCAUCAACAAGGACAAUUGGUCUUCAACACUCUUUAUUAAUUCCAACAAUACAGUUCGCUCCGCAUUGGCCAAUUCCAACAAUUUGACACUUUAUGGAGCUCACUAUAAUCUCCUUUCAGAAUUGGGCUUGAGCAGAUGUGUUGGUGGUCUUUUACUUGAAGUUGAAUCUGGAUCUGCAUUCUUGAACAAACUGAAGAGUGGUGAUUUGGUCGAAGAGUCAACCGAUGGAAAGAAAGCAAGAGUUAUCACCUCUCUUAAACAAGGCGUUUAUCCAAACAUUGUUCACACUCCAAAGAAUAUUGUAUUCGUGGUUGAAGAUAAUAACUUUAUUGUGCCUCUUUUGGGUAAAGUGAAAAAUCCACAACAAUUCUUCCAAAGAGGAUUGACAAGCAUUGGAAAAGAGCCAACAUUCAACAAGUCCUUCACAGUUUUCGGAGCACAAAGAGCCUAUGCUGACGCUCAACAAGUUGCUGAAGCUUUUGCUAAAAUCAACAAGGCAUCCAAUGUGUAUAUUGUCAACGGAUCAUAUGACGAAGCCAAGAUCCAACAAGCUAUUUCAUUAAUUUCUUCUGGUGAAGCUUCAACACUCAAGGAAGAGCAACCAAACUCUGUUUUCUCAAUUCUUUCUCAUUCUAGCAUUGAAAAUAAGGCCUGGAAGGAUCAAACUAAAUAUACUGCUGCCAUCAAGCAACUCGAAGAAAAAUUUUUGUAA
Molecule: messenger RNA, 1611 nt
Organism: Naegleria lovaniensis
Lineage: Eukaryota; Heterolobosea; Eutetramitea; Acrasida; Naegleriidae
Exons: 1
Coding region: 1-1611 (536 amino acids)
Biological process (GO): gluconeogenesis
Cellular component (GO): cytosol
Molecular function (GO): ATP binding; phosphoenolpyruvate carboxykinase (ATP) activity
Source: RefSeq, a predicted model, not a curated record